Messenger RNA from Phalacrocorax carbo (great cormorant), 10617 nucleotides. The record is from RefSeq and is a predicted model, not a curated record. Lineage: Eukaryota; Metazoa; Chordata; Aves; Suliformes; Phalacrocoracidae.
ACUGCGGCGAGGAGUAAACUGUCAGCCCAUGUGGCGUGGCCGCCGGAGGUGGCGGCUGCUUAAAUAGCGGUGGGAGCUAGAGGGAGACAGUGAGGGGAGCGCUGAGCAUCGGCCGUGUGCAGCCAGGCAGCAGCAGCAGCCGCAGCAGCCACCGCCGCCGCCCCCAGCCCAGCUGCAGCGCAAAGCCCGGUCCGGCCAGAGUCUUCCCGGCACGAAACCUUCCGCCCCUGUGCAGGGAGAAGUUAAGAUAUGGAGGACGUGGUGAUUGCAGGCAUAUCAGGAAGGCUGCCAGAAUCGGAGAAUUUGCAAGAGUUUUGGGAGAACCUGAUAAAUGGAGUUGAUAUGGUCACAGAGGAUGAUCGGAGAUGGAAACCCGGAAUUUAUGGACUGCCCAAGAGAAAUGGAAAGCUCAAGGACUUAAGCAAAUUCGAUGCAUCCUUCUUUGGGGUUCAUGCCAAACAAGCUCAUACAAUGGAUCCGCAACUUCGCAUGAUAUUGGAAGUGUCUUAUGAAGCUAUUUUGGAUGGAGGUAUUAAUCCAGUCACCCUCCAAGGCACAAACACAGGUGUGUGGAUUGGUACUGCUGGGGGAGAAGCUGGUGAAGUCUAUAGCCAAGAUCCAGAAACACUUUUGGGAUACAGCAUGACUGGCUGCCAGCGUGGUAUGCUUGCCAACAGGCUUUCCUACUUCUAUGACUUCAAAGGACCAAGCUUAACUAUUGACACAGCCUGCUCCUCUAGUCUUGUUGCUCUGGAAGGUGCUUAUAAGGCAGUUCGCAAUGGAGUGUGCGAUGCAGCCCUAGUAGGAGGGGCCAACAUUUUGCUGAGACCCAACACUUCUGUGCAGUUCAUGAAACUGGGUAUGCUUAGCCCUAGCGGUGCCUGCAAGGCUUUUGAUGCUUCAGGAGAUGGAUAUUGUCGCUCUGAAGCUAUUGUUGUCCUUCUUUUGACCAAGAGAUCUCUGGCUAAGCGGAUCUAUGCCACAAUAGUCAAUGCUGGAACUAACAGUGAUGGCUUUAAGGAGCAAGGUGUGACAUUCCCAUCUGGAGAGAUGCAGCAUCAGUUGGUCAAGUCUUUGUACAGAGAAAGCGGAAUCAAACCUGCAGAAGCAGAGUUCCUUGAAGCUCAUGGGACAGGCACCAAGGUUGGAGAUACACAGGAAUUAAAUGGCAUUCUAAAGGCCUUCUGCGAGGAUGAGAGAGAACCACUGUUGAUUGGAUCAUGCAAGUCAAACAUGGGUCAUGCAGAGCCUGCCUCUGGGCUUGCUGCUUUAGCCAAGGUCAUUCUCUGUUUGGAACAUGGGGUGUGGGCUCCAAAUCUUCAUUAUAGUGUCCCACAUCCAGAGGUUCCUGCCUUAACAGAUGGCACUCUGAAGGUAGUUUGUGAACCAAUGCCAGUGAAAGGUGGCCUUGUCAGUAUCAACUCUUUUGGCUUUGGAGGUGCUAAUGCUCACGUCAUUCUGAGGCAAAAUAGGAGAAAAGACCAGCCUCUGGAGACUUGUGAUGUGCCAAGACUGGUUCAAGUUUGUGGCAGAACCCAGGAAGCUGUGGAAACACUGAUUCAAGGGUGCAGAAAAAAUGGAGGAUGCAGCCCAUUUGUAAGCCUGGUCACUGAUAUCUCUACAAUUCCUGUAUCCGCCAUGCCCUACAGGGGCUACACACUAGUUGGCACUGAGAGUGACAUAAAAGAGGUUCAGCGAGUUCAAGGAUCUGGUAGACCGCUCUGGUACAUCUGCUCAGGCAUGGGAACACAGUGGAAAGGUAUGGGCCUGAGCCUUAUGAAGUUGGAUUUGUUUCGCCAGUCUAUAUUGCGCUCGGACGAGGCUUUGAAGAGCACAGGCCUAAAGGUCUCAGACCUGCUUCUGCAGGCAGAUGAGGACAGUUUUGAAGAUCCUGUCAAUGCAUUUGUUGGACUAGCUGCUAUUCAGAUUGCCCAGAUUGAUAUGCUAAAGGCUGCAGGUCUGCAACCUGAUGGGAUUUUGGGCCACUCAGUAGGAGAGCUAGCUUGUGGCUAUGCAGAUAGCUCCUUAAGUCAUGAAGAAGCCCUUCUUGCUGCUUAUUGGAGAGGACGAUGCGUUAAAGAGGCCAAAUUUCCCCCAGGAAAAAUGGCUGCUGUUGGUCUGUCAUGGGAGGAAUGUAAGCAAUGCUGUCCUCCAGAUGUGGUACUGGCCUGUCACAACUGUGAAGAUACUGUCACUGUUUCAGGGCCUCUGGAUGCUGUGACUGGGUUUGUAGCCAAACUGAAAAAGGAUGGUGUGUUUGCAAAGGAUGUGCGCAGUGCUGGAGUUGCAUUUCAUUCCCCUUACAUGGCAUCUAUUGCACCAGUGCUGCUCAGUGCCCUGAAAAAGGUCAUUCCAAACCCUAAACCUCGUUCAGCACGGUGGAUCAGUACCUCUAUCCCUGAAUCUGAGUGGCAGAGUGAUCUGGCUAGGAAUGCCUCUGCAGAGUACCAUGUGAACAACCUAGUGAGUCCAGUGCUGUUCCACGAAGGCCUGAAGCAUAUUCCAGAAAACGCUGUUGUUGUAGAGAUUGCUCCACAUGCUCUUUUACAGGGUGUUGUGAAGAGAUCUGUGAAACAAACUUGUACUGUUCUACCUUUGAUGAAGAAAGACCACAAAAAUAAUUUGGAGUUCUUCCUAACGCAGACUGGAAAGAUUCAUUUAACUGGGAUAAAUGUUCUUGGAAAUAACUUGUUCCCACGUGUGGAAUACCCUGUCCCAGUGGGAACACCCCUUAUUUCUCCACACAUCAAAUGGGAACACAGCCAGGAAUGGACCGUUCCAAAAGCUGAAGACUUUGCAGCAGGUCCCAAAGGCUCUGCAUCUGCUGCAGUCUACAAUAUUGAUGUGAGUCCUGACUCUCCUGACCAAUACUUGGUUGAUCACUGCAUUGAUGGCAGAGUCCUGUACCCAGCAACUGGGUACCUAGUACUGGCUUGGCGAACUCUGGCACGGUCUCUUGGGACGGUUAUGGACAAACUAGCUGUUAUGUUUGAAGAAGUAACAAUUCAUCAGGCAACAAUCAUUCCCAAAAAGGGAUCAGUAAAGCUGGAAGUAAAACUCCUGCCUGCUUCUAACUGUUUUGAGGUGUCAGGGAAUGGGAACCUGGCUGUGAGUGGGAAGAUUUCCACCCUAGAAAGCACUGCUCUGAAGAACUUCCAUAACCAGCUAGCUAACUUUCAGACUCCAGUAGACACAAGCUCAAAGUCCAGGCUCUUGAAAGAAGACGUUUACCAAGAGCUGCAUCUGCGUGGAUAUAAUUAUGGACCAACUUUCCAGGGUGUUCUGGAAUGCAACAAUGAAGCAAGCGCAGGGAAGAUUCUGUGGAAUGGGAACUGGGUGACCUUCCUUGACACCCUGCUACACGUGUUAAUCUUAAGUGAGUCUGGGCGCAGUCUGCGCUUACCCACCAGGAUUCGCUCGGUGUGUAUUGACCCAGUGCUGCAUCAAGAGCAGGUGUGCCAAUACCAGGAGAAUAUAAACGCUUUUGAUGUUUUCGUGGACUGCUGUCUUGAUAGCCUUAAAGCAGGAGCUGUUCAGAUCAGUGGCCUUCAUGCUUCUGUGGCACCACGGCGACAACAGGAACGGACCUCUCCCACCCUGGAAAAAUUCUGCUUUGUGCCCUAUACUGAGCAUGACUGUUUGUCUUCCAGUGCUGAUCUUCACGCCUGUCUGGUGUGCUGCAAAGAUCUGAUCCGGAAAUUACAGGCUAAAGUGGCACUGCAUGGGGUUAAAUUAGUCAUCCCUGGACUAGAAAGUGAAGAGGGUGAUGCAGAGUCCUCACCCAUACAGAAGGGCCUUAACCAUAUCCUUGCUGAAAUCUGUAGUAUGGACUUGAAUGGAAACCUCCAUUCUGAGCUGGAAGAGAUCAUAACCCGAGAGAAAGCACACCUCCAGGAAGACCCUCUUCUCAAUGGGUUACUAGAUUCUUCAGAGUUGAAGACUUGCCUGGAUGUGGCUUUGGAGAACAUAACCAGUCACAGGAUGAAGAUAGUAGAGGUUCUUGCAGGAAGUGGACAUCUGUUCUCUCAUGUCAUGAAUACUCUGAAAACUCAGCCCCUGUUGCACGUGGAAUACAUUGCCACCGACUACCUCCUGAAAAAUCUUUCAGUUAGUGAAACAGAGCUACAAAGUGCUGGAGUUAACUUUAGCCAGUGGGAUCCAUCUAAACUUCCUCCUGAAAACCUGACCAAUGCUGACCUGGUGGUAUACAACUAUUCUACAAAUGUUCUGGGGAACACUGCUGAAGUUCUCUCUAAUUUGGUAGCUGCAGUGAAAGAAGGAGGGUUUGUUUUGCUACACACCCUUCUUAAAGGAGAAGCUCUUGCAGAAACCGUCAGUUUCCUUACGACUCCAGACCUACAGCAGGCACACAGCUUCCUGAGUGAGUCACAGUGGGAGGGCUUAUUCAGCAAAGCCUCACUGAAUCUGGUUGCCAUGAAGAAAUCGUUCUUUGGCUCUGUUAUUUUCCUGUGUCGCCGGCAAGCUCCUGCCAAAACACCUGUUUUUCUGCCAAUAGAUGAGACCCACUUUAAAUGGGUUGAAUCCUUAAAGGAGAUCUUGGCUGAACCAUCGGACCAGCCUGUGUGGUUGACUGCCACUGGUUGUGGGACCUCAGGAAUUCUGGGAAUGGUGAACUGCCUCCGCCUUGAAGCAGAAGGCCACAGAAUCAGGUGUGUUUUCAUUUCCAACUUGAACCCUUCUUCAUCUGUCCCACCGACAAAUCUUUCUUCCCUGGAGAUGCAGAAGAUUGUUCAGAGCGACCUGGUGAUGAAUGUGUAUCGUGAUGGAAACUGGGGCUCCUUUAGGCAUCUCCCAUUGCAGCAAGCACAAUGUCAGGAGUUGACAGAAUAUGCCUAUGUAAAUGUGUUGACUCGUGGAGACCUCUCAUCUCUUCAUUGGAUUGCCUCCCCACUUCGGCACUUCCGCACAACUGAUCCCAAUGUUAAGCUCUGCAAAGUCUAUUAUGCAUCUCUCAACUUCCGGGACAUUAUGUUGGCCACAGGAAAGCUCUCUCCAGAUGCUAUCCCUGGUAACUGGGCUUUGAAGCAGUGCAUGCUGGGCAUGGAGUUCUCGGGACAGGACCUGACUGGAAGAAGGGUGAUGGGAUUGCUGCCAGCAAAGGGGCUGGCUACAAUGGUAGACUGUAACAAGAAGUUUCUGUGGGAGGUGCCUAAAAACUGGACUCUGGAAGAAGCAGCUUCAGUGCCUGUGGUUUAUGCCACUGCUUACUAUGCUUUGGUGGUUCGAGGCGGUAUCAGGAAGGGUGAGAGUAUCCUUAUUCACUCUGGCUCAGGAGGUGUGGGCCAAGCAGCCAUUUCCAUUGCUCUGAGCAUGGGCUGCCAGGUCUUUGUUACUGUAGGCUCCACUGAGAAACGCGAGUAUCUCCAAGCAAGAUUCCCACAGCUGCAUGCUAAUAGCUUUGCCAGCUCCCGAAAUACUAACUUUGAGCAACACGUACUGCGAGUUACCAAUGGGAAAGGUGUCAACCUUGUGUUAAAUUCCCUGGCAGAAGAGAAGCUCCAAGCCAGCUUGCGUUGUCUUGCUCAACAUGGGCGCUUUUUGGAAAUAGGCAAAUUUGAUCUGUCUAACAACAGUCAGCUUGGAAUGGCUCUCUUCCUCAAGAAUGUGGCAUUUCAUGGGAUCCUACUAGAUUCAAUCUUUGAUGAUGGAAACAAAGAUUGGGAAGUAGUAUCAGAGUUGUUGGAGAAAGGCAUAAGAGAGGGUGUGGUAAAGCCCCUGAGGAGUACAGUCUUCAGCAAAGAAGAUGUAGAAGCUGCCUUCAGGUUCAUGGCACAAGGAAAACACAUUGGCAAAGUAAUGAUCAAGGUCCGAGAAGAGGAAAAGGAAUAUCCUUCAAGAAGGUCUGAACCAGUUAAAAUCUCUGCCAUCUGCCGAACCUCCUGUCCACCUACCAAGUCUUACAUCAUCACAGGGGGCCUCGGAGGAUUUGGGCUUGAGCUGGCACAGUGGCUAGUUGAGAGAGGAGCACAGAAGCUUAUACUGACAUCUCGUUCUGGCAUACGAACUGGCUACCAGGCUAAACGUGUUCAAGAGUGGAAGACACUGGGAAUCCAAGUGUUAGUAUCUACCAGUGAUAUUGGAACACUAGAAGGAACACAGCAGUUGAUCGAAGAAGCUUUGCAGCUUGGCCCAGUUGGAGGUGUCUUUAAUUUGGCUGUGGUCCUUAGAGAUGGCAUGAUUGAAAAUCAGACCCCAGAGUUGUUCUCCGAGGUCAACAAGCCCAAGAGUUCAGGCACCCGUCACUUGGAUUUGGUGACUCGUAAGAAGUGUCCAGACCUGGACUAUUUUGUUGUGUUCUCUUCUGUAAGCUGUGGAAAAGGAAAUGCUGGGCAAAGUAAUUAUGGCUUUGCCAAUUCUACCAUGGAGCGUAUCUGUGAGCAGCGACGUCAUGAUGGACUCCCGGGCCUGGCAGUCCAAUGGGGAGCCAUUGGUGAUGUUGGUGUCCUUGUGAAGUUGAUGGGAAAGAGAGAUGUUGUGGUUGGAGGAACUGUUCCCCAGCAAAUCAGCUCAUGCCUGGAGGUCCUCGAUGUCUUCCUGAAUCAACCUCAUCCAGUCAUGUCCAGUCUUGUCCUAGCAGAGAAGGCUUCUGUGAAAUGCGGAGACGACAAGCAACGGGAUCUUGUAGAAGCUGUUGUUCACAUCCUGGGUGUCAGUGAUGUGAGUACUCUGAAUACUGAUAGCACCUUGGCAGACUUGGGUUUGGAUUCCUUGAUGGGUGUGGAGGUGCGCCAGACACUGGAGAGAGACUAUGACAUCUCUAUGACCAUGAGAGAAAUUCGACUCCUUACAAUCAACAAACUGCGUGAACUUUCUUCCAAGUCCACCACAGCAACAGAUGCGAAGCCAUCCCAAAUACUGAAGUCAGGCUCAGGCAAACCUCCAAAACUAGAUUUGAACAACCUGUUGGUGAACCCAGAAGGGCCAACGAUCACCCGUCUCAAUGAUGUUCAGAGCACAGAGCGCCCUCUUUUCCUUGUUCACCCCAUUGAAGGAUCCACUGCAGUUUUCCACACUCUCGCCUCCAAGCUUCAUAUGCCCUGCUAUGGGUUCCACUGCAGAAAAGCUGCUCCCUUGGACAGCAUACAGAGCCUAGCAGCCUAUUACAUUGACUGUAUGAAGCAGAUACAGCCUGAAGGACCUUACCGCAUUGCUGGAUAUUCUUUCGGUGCCUGUGUAGCCUUUGAAAUGUGCUCCCAACUACAAGCAAAACAAAGUGCUUCCCAUGCACUCAACAGUCUGUUCCUCUUAGAUGGGUCUCAUUCCUUUGUGGCAGCAUACACUCAGAACUACAGAACCAAACUGAUUGAAGGAAAUGAGGCUGCACUGGAGUCUGAAGCAUUGUGUGCCUUUGUUCAGCAAUUUACAGGCAUUGACUACAACAAGCUGCAGGACAUUUUUCUGCCCCUGAAAGAUAUGGAGGCUCGUGUGACUGCUGCUACAGACGUCGUAUCUCGGAUUCAUCCAGACCUCAAUCGUGACUUACUCAGCUUUGCUGCUGCUUCCUUUUACUAUAAACUGAAGGCUGCUGACAAGUAUAUACCAGAGUCCAAGUAUCAUGGGAAUGUGACGCUGAUACGGGCAAAGUUUCACAAUGAAUAUGAAGGUCUGAGUGGAGACUACAGACUCUCAGAGGUGUGCGAUGGGAAAGUAUCUGUCCAUAUUGUUGAAGGGGAUCACCACACCUUCUUUGAUGGAGAUCGCAUUGACUCAAUUACUGGGAUCAUCCACAGCUCACUGGCAGAGCCACGUGUCAGUGUCAGAGAGGGUUAACUUCUGCUUGCUUACUGUCAAUGGUGAAGAAAAUGCCAACAACAUUCCUUGUUAUGACAGACCCCAAGGAACUCUUCUUAUUGUUCAACAUCUCAUCUGCUCUGCUGCCAGAACUGGGAAGUCAAGCUGAACUUGACUGGUCUCUUCCUCUCUCUUUCUUGCUCAUCUUUUCCUUUCCCAACUUUCGUGGGUUCUCUCUCCUCCUUCCCUUCCUAUGCUUUGUUUUCCCCUAGUAUUUCUGUCCAUGUUACUCUAGUGCUGUGACUCUGUCACUGUGCACUGCUAUAAGGGUUCCCCAUCGAUGGUUGCUUCCUACACCCUUGGCAGUAUGAAAAACAAAUUUAGGAGUAGAUUUCUUGUGCUCUAUAUUGUUUUGUCUUAACAGUAUUCUAAAGGGUAUGUGAUAGCACUUGUUGACCAAGCCCAGUGAGCAGGGAGGGGAGCUGCAGCUGAUUUCGGAGAUACCUUUUGUCUGUGAAGAAUCUGUCUGUAGUUAGGUCAGAAAGAGGAUUCCAUUGAGGCUUUUGUAACUAUAUUUUUUUUUAAUUUGAUGUAUUCUAAGUAUUUAUUGUGUCAAACCAGAGACUUCUUACUUGGUUUUAAUUUAUCGUGGGUUAUAGGAGAAAAGAAACAUCCCUUUUUGGAGGAGAAGGUUUAUUCUACCAGGGGAAGUUGCCCGUUUGUUAAACCGAAGUACAUCUUUGGAACAGUCUGGUUUCUUUUUGUGGGUUUUGGGUGGUUUUGUGGGUUUUUUUCCCUUUUUUCUCCCACUGCCCUGUGCUGUUCAGAAAGGAAAAAGUAGAAGGGAAGAUUCUUGCCAUCAUCCACCCUUUUGAGGAGAGAGGCAGGUGGGGAGGGAGGGUGGAUGGUUUGACAGAUGCCACUGUGUAUCGAACAGCCUUAACUUGGGUGUGAUUAAAAACAGGCAAAGCUGUCCCUAGGCAGGAACUUUGUUUAUAUUUGUUUAAGGUUCUGCUCUGCUGUAUCAGAACCUUAGUAAAGCAUUAAGACUAUUGCAUUGUCUUAUUCCCUCUCACCACCCAACCAGACAUUUGGAAUGGGGGCAGGGGGAAUAGAAUUCUUCAAGGAUAACUGAACAAAUCCUGCUACCCCUGCUCCCCUGUAACCAAAGCUUAGGCAAACAUACAAGCAUCUACCCAAAGCCCCUGUAUAUUUUAUUUAUCACGGGGCUUGCUUAAGCCUUGUGUACUCAUUUUCCUCUCUAGUAAUGAGACUGGAGAUCCCACAUAAGUUAACUAAGUAAUGAGUUUGAUGGUAUGAUUUCAAAAGUUAGUACCUUUUUAAGGCAAACUUGCGUAAAAUUCCAUUAAAAAAUGUCUUGCCUUUGCUAUGCUGGAUCUGUCCUUUCUGAAAUCAGUAAAUCCUUGCUACACUUAUGAUACAGAGGAGACCUGGGUAGCAAGAAAGCACUAACUAGGAGGAGCUACUGUACCUCUCAGAAUUGCUGUAAAACCCCAGUUCUCUCCAUCUUCAUCCCCCAGUGAAGUAUCCUGUAAGUACAGGAGCAUUCCAGUGACAGGAAUAGGUGACUCUUCACUGCAGGUUCUGACCUUUGCUCAUACCACCCUCUGUUGAUAGUGGCUGGGUGAACUGGUUUUAGUUUUAUAACAUACUUCUUUUGUGAAAUCUGAAAUAGAACCAACAUAACGUCAGCUUAAAGGAUUUCCAAAAUAAGUCUUGUUCUUUUUUUCUCUUUCUUCCCAUCCCCCCCUUUUUUUUUAAUACUUUUUGGUCUGAAGAGUGUCUUUUUUCUCUUUGGCUUUCCUAGUAUUAAACAGAAUUGAUCACUGGUUGGCUUUUUGUCUUAUUAUCUACCAUUUCUUAUUCCUAUGUUUCAUCAGGAAUCUCUUGUUUCUUGGUAUAAAGCAAAAACUGCUGCUGGCAUAUCUGAUUUGGAAUCUGUAGAAAUAACAACAAUAAUAAAGAACACUUAUUAUUCCUGAGCAUGGCUUCUUGUUGCCAUGAUUUCGGUACCUGAGAUACAACCAAACCACAUGCCUACAUGAUCGACAUGGAAACUCUCAUUCUAAUUCUGGGUCCACUGUUGCGGUUUCCCCAUCUGCACAAUGGGACUAAUAGCAUCUACCUCAAGGUCGUUGAGAGUGUUAGAUAGGCAAUGGGUAUAAAUGCUAUUAAGUUGCUAGGUAUGAUGACUAGGUGGAAAUGGGAGGAGGGAAGUGGGGUGCCUUACAGCUGUAAAUAAUCUAAUACUGAAGAGUGGCUAUGUGAAGCGGGCACAUGUGCAUACUGGGGGACUUCUUUAUAUCCCUGCAUACUCUCCACACACAUCCUAGCAUAGGAUACUACAUAAAAUAAAACAAAUGGGGACUGGAUGGUUUGUUUGUUUAAAUUUACCUACUGGCGGUUGUUGAAAGAAUCCUACUUGCCUUGGUUGUAUCGAACACCUAGAAGGAAAAAGAAAGGAGUGAUGAAAACUUAAGCAAACAGGUACAAUAGUUCUAGGCUAAAGCGUUUAACAAGUCUGGGCUGUGUGGAGGGAGCAAGGACUAAUGCUGUUCCAGCUGUCGAAGCAGGGAUUGGACAGGUUUUCUGUGUAAGCAUAAAUAUGCAUGGUCUCACCUAAGCAAAGCUUGAAGAUACUGGUUUAGUAAUAGAGUAGAAUUACUUAUAGCCUAUAUGCUCUCAAUGUUCUUGUGGUGUUUAUUUGAAAAGCAGAAGGUUGUUUCGUUUUUGUUCCCCCCCCCCCCCAUAAUUGUCUAAUUAUCAGCUGCUGCCCUGUAACCCAUUGUGUAACUGGCUGCUGAAUACAGUGUGCCAAAAAUAAAAACCUUAUCAGUGCUGGUA